AUGAGAGAUCAUGUCUUGGAGCGGGACACUGCAAAUGUAAAACUUGUCGAGGCUCAAGGAAAAUUCCAUGAGCCUCAGGGUAUCUCUGCUGUGCGGGAAAGGGAAUAUGCCGAGCUUCAGAAAAGCUACAAUACCCUGAGGCAGGUGGCAGCUGGGGACACAGACCAAUCUGUCCAGCUACAAGACCAAUAUAUUGUAACACAAGAGAAAUUAAUGAAGUGGAGAAAAACUACCUCGAUGGCUAAAGCUUCCUAUCAUGAGGUUUUGAGACUGCUUUCGCAACGCAAUGACCGGAUACUAGAAUUGGAGGACGAGUUAGAGCUCGCCAAACACCAGGAUCCCGGCAUCACUGAGAUUCAUCUCGAUAACAUGGAAGAUGAAGAAGAUGAAACGGAUGAAGAAGACGAGGACGAGAUCAUGACGGAUGAAGAGGAUCCACGACCACCACCAUCCAAGGCAUUGAAGACAUCGAAGGCAGAGAACGCAAGAAUUCAAGCACAAAUCAAAAACAUGCAAGACAAUUUCACCAAAAUGUUUGACAACCUGGAAAUCUAA
Messenger RNA from Penicillium angulare, 555 nucleotides. RefSeq lists its product as uncharacterized. NCBI's taxonomy places the organism in Eukaryota, Fungi, Ascomycota, Eurotiomycetes, Eurotiales, Aspergillaceae. Bases 1 to 555 code for a protein of 184 amino acids. The transcript is spliced from 2 exons. The record is from RefSeq and is a predicted model, not a curated record.